Saccoglossus kowalevskii is the source of this 1137-nucleotide messenger RNA. RefSeq names its product betaine--homocysteine S-methyltransferase 1-like. Lineage: Eukaryota; Metazoa; Hemichordata; Enteropneusta; Harrimaniidae. Gene Ontology annotation, molecular function: betaine-homocysteine S-methyltransferase activity; zinc ion binding. The record is from RefSeq and is a predicted model, not a curated record.
AUGCCGCGAGUUGGUUUAUUAGAACGGUUGAAAUCUGGUAGACCAGUUAUUGGAGAUGGUAGCUUUGUUUUCACAUUGGAGAAACGUGGCUACGUGAAGGCUGGGCCUUGGACGAGUGAGGCUGCUUACCAGUAUCCUGACGCAGUUCGACAACUUAGUCGUGAGUUUGUGCGUGCAGGUGCUGAUGUAGUGCAAACAUUCACAUUCUAUGCCACAGAUGACAAACUGCAAGACAAAGGAUUGUCUGGUAAAAAUGUAUCCAAAGAUAUUGGCAAUCUUACGAGUAAACAGAUAAACAGUGCUGCAUGUGACAUUGCUAGAGAAGUUGCAGACGAGGGCGAUGCGUUGGUAUGUGGUGGCAUAUCACCAACACCUGGUUACAUAAAAGGUAUCGGAAAGGAAGCUGUACAGAAAGAGUUUGAUAAGCAAUGUGAGGUUUUCAUUGAAAAGGAUGUCGAUUUUCUAUUAGCUGAGUUUUUCGGUCAUGUAGAGGAGCUAGAGUGGGGUAUGGAAGUCCUGAAAAAAUAUGAAAAACCUGUAGCUGCAACUAUGAGAAUCUCAACAAUAGGAGACAUGAAUGGAGUUAGCACAGCAGAAUGUGCCAUCAGAAUGGCUAAAUCAGGUGCUGAUGUGGUAGGCAUAAACUGCCUAUUUGAUCCAGAAAACUGUAUAAAAACUAUGAAAGUAAUGAAAUCUGCAUUAAAUGAAGCUGGAUUGAACCCUUUUCUGAUGGCACAACCAGUUGGGUUUCACACACACGAGGCCAAUGAACAUAUUGACGGGUAUAUGGCGUUACCAGAAUUUCCAUUUGCUUUAGAAUCUCGUAUAAUAACACGGGCUGAAGCACACAAGUUUGCACGUGAAGCCUAUGAAUUAGGGAUACGUUACAUUGGAGGAUGCUGUGGAUUCGAACCAUAUCAUAUCAGGGCGAUUGCAGAGGAGCUUGCAGAAGAAAGAGGAUUCCGUCCACCAGGUCAUGAUAAAAACUCACUAUGGGGGAAAGAUAUAGCACAAACUAACUAUAAGAUCAUGGUGCAUAGGGUAACAAAAGAGUAUUGGAUGAAUUUAAACCCUGGCACGGGGAGGCCAGAAGCACAUAUUUUAUCUAAAUUAGAUAAAAUUGACGAAACGGAGUAA